CCGGCCGCGUGGCUGUGCGUCCCGGCUGUUGCCGAUAAAGUUGUUUGAAGCCCGGCCGGCCGCGGGUCACGUGAGCGGAAGAUGGCGGCCCCGGCAGGCGGCGGCGGCUCCGCGGUGUCGGUGCUGGCCCCGAACGGGCGGCGCCACACGGUGAAGGUGACGCCUAGCACCGUGCUACUGCAGGUCCUGGAGGACACGUGCCGGUGUCAGGACUUCAACCCCAAUGAGUAUGAUCUGAAGUUUCAGAGGAGUGUGCUGGACCUCUCUCUCCAAUGGCGCUUUGCCAACCUGCCCAACAACGCCAAGCUGGAGAUGGUGCCCGUCUCCCGGAGCCGCGAGGGGCCCCAGAACACGGGUGGCAGGGACCCCAGCACCCGUGCGUCGCCUGCCGCCGGCCUUGCUGGAGCGCGGAGCCAGCCGUGCGGAUGUGGGCGCAGGGGCCUGAGCCUCCCGCCCGCGGCUGCAGCCGUUCUGACGGGCUUACGCGGUCACGUGCUCGUCUUCGAAGAAGCCCAGCUGGUCCGAAUCGCCGUGCAACUGGAAGAUGGCGCCAGGCUCCAGGGCGCCUUCUGCUCCGGCCAGACCCUCUGGGAGCUCCUCAGCCACUUCCCACAGACCAGGGAGUGCCUGCAGCAGCCGGGCGAGGUGACCCCCGUGUGCGUGUCCAUGAGGGACGAGGUGACUGGCGCAGCCGCCCUGCGGAGCACCACGCUACAGUCGCUGGGCCUCACGGGGGGCAGCGCCACCAUCAGGUUUGUCAUGAAGAGGGUGGACGCUGAGGGCGGGCCACAGACCGGGGCCGCCAGGAGCAAGACCCCAGCAAGUCCAGCUGACCAGGUGGCCGGUGGUCCCCUGCCCCCCUUGAACUCUGAGGAGCUGAGCUGCGGGGACCUGAGCCGUCAGGGGGAGGCAGGCACCUCGGGGGCCUGGCACACAGACGGCCCAAAGCCAGCGGACGCUCCGGCAAAACAGAGUGUGCAGGAGCCCGGCCCCGCCCGCUUUGUGCCUUUCUCUGGCGGGGGACAGCGGCUGGGGGGCCCAUCCGGGUCCGGGCGGUCUCUGACGUCGCCUUCAGCCAAGCUGCCCACGUCCGCCUCCAGCCCUGGAGGCCCCUCCAAGCCAAAGAAGUCCAAACCCGGCGAGGAGCCCCCGCAGGAGCCAGAGCCGCCCGUGGACCGGGAUGCUGUGGUGUGCCACCCGGACCUGGAGGAUCUGCUGCAGGCCUGGCCGGCCGAGCUGCCCGACGAGUUCUUCGAGGUGACAGUGGACGAUGUCCGGAGACGCCUGGCCCAGCUCAAGAGCGAGCGGCAGCGCCUGGAAGAAGCCCCGCUGGUGACCAAGGCCUUCAGGGAGGCCCGGAUGAAGGAGAAGCUGGAGCGUUACCCCAAGGUGGCUGUGAGGGUCCUGUUCCCUGACCGCUACGUCCUGCAGGGCUUCUUCCGCCCCAGCGAGACAGUGGGGGACCUGCGGGACUUCGUGAGGCACCACCUGGGGAACCCCGAGCUGCCGUUCUACCUGUUCAUCACACCUCCCAAAACCGUGCUGGACGACCACACGCUGACGCUCUUCCAGGCAAACCUCUUCCCUGCUGCCCUUGUGCACUUGGGAGCCCAGGAGCCAGCAGGCCUCUACCUGGCGCCCAGGCUGCUAGAACACACGGUGCCUCCGUCUGCGGCUGACAUGCUGGUGGCCAGGUGCAUGUCCAGGGCCGCCGGGUCCCCACCCCCGUUGCCAGCCCCUGAGCUCCCCCCUGCUCCCGAGGAGGGGGUGCCAGGCCCCCCAGAGCCCGCCCCCGGGACAGCCCAGCCUGUGAGGAGGAGCCUGGGCAAGGUGCCCACGUGGCUGAAGCUACCAGCGGGUAAGAGGUGAGAGCGGCCAGCCCGGAGGUGCCCUCCCCGUCGACCACAGGACCCCACCCCACCCUGCGGGAAUAAAGACGCUUCUCUCAGAA
Messenger RNA from Oryctolagus cuniculus (rabbit), 1951 nucleotides. RefSeq names its product ASPSCR1 tether for SLC2A4, UBX domain containing (gene ASPSCR1). Lineage: Eukaryota; Metazoa; Chordata; Mammalia; Lagomorpha; Leporidae. Gene Ontology annotation, molecular function: protein binding. Gene Ontology annotation, biological process: intracellular protein transport; glucose homeostasis. Gene Ontology annotation, cellular component: vesicle membrane; nucleus; cytoplasm. The record is from RefSeq and is a predicted model, not a curated record.